Messenger RNA from Hyaloscypha bicolor E, 279 nucleotides. RefSeq lists its product as uncharacterized. The record is from RefSeq and is a predicted model, not a curated record. The transcript is spliced from 2 exons. The annotation marks the transcript as partial. Lineage: Eukaryota; Fungi; Ascomycota; Leotiomycetes; Helotiales; Hyaloscyphaceae.
AUGGGGGCUUUCGGUUCGAUGGGAACGGCGGCAAUAUUUGGGCUGGAGAAGAAUACGAAAAUUGCUGAAAUGGAGGCUGCGAUGAAAUCAACAGAUAAGGAAAAAUUAGUUCGCCGAGAGAAGAAGCUUGGAGAGGGAGAUUUGUUUGGCGUGAGAGCACUUGAGCAUGGCUAUUUCGGUGGUGUUGCGCAGUCGAGACCCAGCUCUCCUACGCCUUCGUACAGAUUAGCACCAAAUACGGCGUUGGUAGAUUGGAGCAAGGCACCGAAGCCUGGAUCC